Schistosoma turkestanicum is the source of this 447-nucleotide messenger RNA. NCBI's taxonomy places the organism in Eukaryota, Metazoa, Platyhelminthes, Trematoda, Strigeidida, Schistosomatidae. The record is from the annotation of a GenBank genome assembly.
AUGGUUUGGGGAACCCCAACUGGAAAAACCACUCGUCCAAAUACGCAGAGCGUCUCAGCGUGGUCGUCUUAUUUUAAUACUCUUGGAAAAAUAACUGACUUCUUAGGUCCCGGUGCUCGAUACAGUAUACCCAACCAGUGUAAGUGGAAUGAACGAAUGAUUUCAAAUCUAAUUUACUAUCAGUCGAAUUACUUUUUGUUAAGCUUCGUUAUAAUAAUCUUGUUGAGUGCGCUUAAUCCCGUUCCUGUUCUAAUAGGACUCCUCGUGACAUGUUUACCUCUAGUGAUUCUCCUAUUUUUGGAUACAAAAACACUCCAUAAUAUUAAUCAACCGAAGAUACUUAUUCCUGUGUGUGUUGUCAUUGCCAUGUUACUGAUUCAUUUUAUAUCUGGAAUUGUCCUUUUCUUCUGUGUUCUACUUGUUCCAGUACUAAACAACGUAAUUUGA